UAUACAGGGGACGAAGUCAGUGCAGUCUCGAGCCUCGCGUCGAUCGCAACGGAUUUCAUUAUUCUUUCGGCUCUCUCCAUGCUCGACUGCCUUUUUCCAGAGUAACGAACCGCCGGCAGGUGUGUGGUGCAGUGGCGAUAAUAAAACACGUGAAAAUAAUCCUCUUGGCCAGAGGAAUGUGGAAACGUUUCAUUCGAAAGAGAUCGAUCUAUUCCGCAAAAAUUAACAUCGUGGAAUCGACGAUAAAAUAAAAUAAUCAAAAUUCUUAAAGAUAUCCGUUCAACCAAAAAAUACCGGAAAGUAAAUUUGAGGAAAGAAUCUAAUAAUCUCUAUCUCGUGACAAAAAAUAUUCAAAUGACAGAAAUCGGUUGCGUCAAUCAAAUUAAUCUCACAAGAAGAACACGACGAUGAUUGUUUUAUCUUUACGACGAUGAUGAAUCUUAGAGACUUUAGAGUCUCGUAAAUGAUCGAGAAGAAUUAUCAUCGAAGUAUCAUCCACAUUUUGGGGAUGUCGAGCUGCCCGAGAUGGACUUUAUGGCCGGCAAGAACGCGUUUUCGACGCUAUCUGACGAGUAUCGCGUGCUACCGGAAGUGUUGAUGAUGAACGAGCCGGAUCCACGAGGUAGAUCGAACUGGUGAUUUCAAAACGAAUUCCGGUGCUUCUUGAAAAGUGAUAUUUUUGACUUUUUCAUUUAUCGUUUCUCUUUCUCGUUUACGCUUGACUCGUUCUUUCGUAAGAACAGUGAAAAAGAUUUAUUUUUGUCGAUAUCGUCGAAAAAAGAUCGGAUAUCUCGACAUCGUCUUGAUUAAUCGAACAAUUUUUCGGUGGAAGAUCGGUGAUCAGACAGCCAUGGACUGGCGGGGAGUCGCAUUGGCAUUUUUAUCGAUCACAAUAGCGAGGCACAGCACCACACGCGCGGCCCAAAUACCCCAGCAACCGCCUACGUCGACCGUUGGGAUAGCGAGCACUGUGCAGAUCGAGUGUGCGAGUGAGUCGAUAAUCGUGUACAUCUCGACCGAGGGAAAAACGGAUUUCCAUGGUCUGGUGUAUCCUAGGGGGUUGUCGAAGAACAGCUCUUGCCUGCAAGAGUAUAGAAGCCAACCCACCCCUAUAACUUACAACCUGCCGCUCAGGUCUUGCAACACCAUGCCCACGCAAUUGGACGACGGAGGCAUCGAGUACUUCAACACGAUAGUUGUCCAGCCGCACCUGAAGCUGGUCACGAAUCAGGGCAGGGGUUUCCACGUGAGAUGCCGAUACCAAACGAGGGACAAAGUGGUAACGAACGAUCAAACCCACGUGGCCAUGCUGCAAUCCCUACCGCUCCAGGCAACGGCUCCCAUGCCGGGAUGCACGAUGAAGAUCUUCAGCGGGGAUCCGACGAGGCAUCAAGUGGCGGAAAACGUGAAGAUCGGGGAUCCUUUGACCUUGGUCAUUAACAUCGACAAACAGGAAAUGUUCGGCCUCAAGAUAUCCGACUGCCUGGUGCGCGACGGGUUGGGAUGGGGCGAGCAGAGGCUCAUAAACGACCAAGGAUGCCCGGUCGACGGUGAAAUCAUGGGAGAAUUCACGUACAACGAGGAUAAAACGGAGGCAAAGGUCGAUUUCCAGGCGCACAAGUUCCCUUAUACAGCGAGCGUCUACUAUCAAUGCAACGUCAGAUUGUGCGUGAAACACGAUGGAGGAUGCAGCAACACGCCACCGGCGUGUAAUUCGAUAUCCAGACGACGGAGGGACACUGUCAACGACGAUACGGUGAAAGGUGUGGAGGGGCUGGACGGGGGGACGCCGGCUACCAUCGAGGUUUACAGCGGUUUGUACGUGAACGAAGCGUCGGACGUUGCUUCCAAGUCGGACUUCACCGACGACGUGUUCAGAGAAAGGACUAUCGACGAUCCGAACAGCUUCUGCAUAUCGCAAAGGAGUUUCGCGAUCGGCAUCGCGAUCGCGGGCCUGAUCCUCAUGCUGGCUGUGGUCGCGGCUAUUUUGGUUCUGCUCACCAAGAGACGGCACAAGACCAUAUCGACCACGGGCUCGUCCAUUUACAGCGGACCUUACACGAACACGGCGUACAGUCACAGCAGUUAAACUGCUCGAGCAAAAAAGAGCGUGGGAAGAGGAUAGCGAACAAUCGAUAGCGAAGAGGACCGCGCUAUUUCGGUAGCGAGGACACACGAAUGGUCUAUUAUUAUUAUUAUUAUUGAAGAAAAUUUCGUAUAAUUCUCUCAUCACGACCUCGGUGUGUUACAACGCGAGCGAUGUACGAAGAAUUAUUUAGGUGGAAUUUACAAGAGAUUUUUGCUCAAACUGCCUUUUGCUAAUUAUCGCUUCUUCGAGGAGAACGUAGGUCUGAAUACGUGAUUUCCAAUUCAAAGUAAAUUUCUUAUCUUUUUAUUCUAGAGAUCUUGCCAUCCUUCUUUUCAUUAUCGUUCAAUUUUUGAAUUUAUCGUGAAUUUUUUAGAAGCACGUGUUUGGACCUGAAAAAAAUGAGUUUUAGAGAAAAAAUCCAAGCCUAGCCCGAAAAAAAUUGAUACGAAGCGACACGAAUCCUUAGGGUUAAUUUUAUAAUAUAUAUACAUAUAUAUAUAUAUAUAUUAUUAUUAUAUUAUAUAUUAUAUACAUAUUGUAUACUAGUCCGGUAUACGCUGUCCUAGCUAACAUAGCAGCCGCACUAAAAAAACAGAAGGCGCACACGUACGCGAAAAUAUUCUCUCUGUCUUCGUUCGUUGCUCUUCUAAUUUAACUUUAAUCACCAGCGCAGAACGAAACUCGCUCUCCAGCGUUCGAAGUGAAGUCGACAGAGACAACACCUUUCAAACGAAUCAAACGGCCCGAUGAUUUUUACCGUCCUUCUUUUCCCUCUCCCAACUUCCGUUGGAAACAAGUAUCCGACAUAUUUCCCGUGUCGCGUCUACGACGAUAUCCUUUCCAACUAUUUAUAUAUAGUCACCGUCUUCCUUUCCUUUCUCUCUCUCUCUUUUUUCUUUUUUUCCUUAAACAAAUUUCAUAGACAAAGAAAUAAUCUCCGAAGCGCCGUGGAGCUUGGUCGAUUAAAUCGAGAAGUUUUUUUUUCAAAUCUGUGUUAUUCGAUGAAUCUUCGUUUUUUUCUUUUUAUACGUCGUUUAAAAAAAAUUUUAUUACAUAUGCGUAACGUCCUUCUGACAGGCGAGACUUCUGAUUAAUCGAUCAGAGACAAGUUUCCAAUGCGUUCGAGGCAAAUUUAUGUAUAGAUAUGCAUAUCGGUUAUUAUAAGUACGUCCGACUAUGUGCUUCGAUGUUACGCGAGAUCGAGUCCCGUUGCCGUGAGAACGAGAAGAAAUGUUGCAACAGUCGAUCAGAUUCGCACCAAAGAUUGUGAAAAGGUGUUUGAAAAGAAGCUAUUACGACGCAUCCUCGGCUACGGGACACUCGCGGCGAUAAACGAGUGUAUAAUCCAUUAUAACGCUUAAACCGUAAACUAGUUUCCAUUGAAUCGAGGUGCUGCUCCCUGAUAUCGGUACCUUUCCUGUCACAGGUUACUUUCGAUUUUCAGUUAAAAAUAUUUCUCGACCAACAACGUUAUUGUUCAAAAUUGGAAGUACCUGUUUUUAUCGUUCCUUCGAUUCCUUUGCGAUAAGAUAAAAUAAUAAUCUCAAAAACAAGAGCAGAUUUUUGUUAUUGAUGUAAUAAUUUUUUUUUUUUUGUAAAAGUAAGAAUCGAAAAACGAGGGUACCGAUGUUUCGUGUUUUGCGUGGAGCGUUCUUUUUCUUUGUUUAGUUUUAAUUUGUGAAGAAAAAAAAAACACUGACGUAACUGGGUCCAACGUGGUGGUGGGUACAGAUCGUAAAAAUUACAUUUAAAGAGAACAGAGGG
Molecule: messenger RNA, 3853 nt
Organism: Apis mellifera (honey bee)
Lineage: Eukaryota; Metazoa; Arthropoda; Insecta; Hymenoptera; Apidae
Gene: pio
Exons: 9
Coding region: 851-2089 (412 amino acids)
Source: RefSeq, a predicted model, not a curated record